AAUCAGUGACAGCAGACACUUCAUGUUUCAGAAUCACAGCCUUCAGCAAAGGCACCUCCAGAAUCGCAGCUCCCCUUUUGCAAUGCGCCUGCCAACGUCCUAUGCCACCGUUCCGUUGCACAAGCUGGUGCGUUUCAUCAAGUAAAAGAGACGUCAAAGAUACCUUAUCCUCGUAAGCUACGGUCUCCCUUUUUUUGUCACACUAAAAGCUCUUGUGCCACGCACCAUGCGAUGAUUGUAUUGAGACCAUGUGCAAAGAAUUUCAGCAAGUAGGUGGUGCUUCGCACAUGCCCAUAAGUUGGAGCUUUAGCUGAGGAGACACUAAGUACGCUUAACGGGCUGUGUGCACGUAUGGUUCAGUAGGUCGCUGUCUACCGUACGGUCUGCUGCAAGCCCAAAGCAAGGAAACUUGGGCCCUCAAUGAGUACAAUUACUCAUAAUUGGCGGAAGAGAAGUGGUAAUGAGAUUACGUGUUUUAUGGCACAGGAGAAUGUGAAUCCGGAUUUUUGAGAACAAAGCGCAACAUCACUUGCAAGAAAGGGUUGUUCUUGUUCAAAGUCCUUGGAAGGGACAGAAAGUGGGCAAAGGUUCUCGUGUGAACACCAAAGCUUACUCUGCAAGGCACAAGUGAAAGCUCUAAGGCAAGGCUCGGGUCUAGGUUCUAGUGAAGGCUCUAGUGAAGGCUUUAGUGCGAAUAGGCGUCAUCAGCCAUGGCGGAGGAGAGCAACACGUCUGAGCUGCUGGAGAAGCUCUCCUCCAACUCCAAUUCCAACACAAAGAUGCGGCUGCUGGAGGCGCGCAUGAUGGGGCACCCGUCGCCUGUUGAGACCAGCAAGGGGUCUCCCACUGUCAAAGAUCUGAGCACCAUGUGGGAAGGCGCGGCUGGGCAGCAGUCACCUGCCAGGGUUGAUGAAGCGUCCACCAAUUCUGAUUCCGAGGAGGAUGCCGCCGAACAGUUCUCUAUCCAUGAGGCCAACCCGCGAAAGCGGAAGAGCUUUGACAAUGCGGAAGAGACACCAAGCGAGUUCUCUCACAAGCACAAGCUGAGGCUAUCGGAGCCUCAGGCUCAGGUCAAGGUAGGCACCAAGAGGGGAAGGUCCGCUGCCAGCAACGGCGCUAAGAAGGGGCCCAAAGUUCCGGGGGCCUCCUCGCCCCUCAUCCGAAACAUGUCGGGGACGGACAAGGGCGCCAACAAGCGGAGUGGCACGAUCAACAACUACUUCCUUCCGGUUGAGGACAUGAAUGGUGAAGUGCCACAGCUUCGACGGAGGCAGUCAAUCGAACAGGAGGUCCAAACGGAGGUUCGGUUCCAUGAGAUGGAGACGAAGCUGAAGGAAAAGUGUUUCCAGCUCGAGGCAGACCUGACGACGGCUGCCGCUUCAAGCCGGAGCUUGGAGGAGGAGCUGGCGCGAGUAAGGGAGGGGGCCGAGGAGGCGGAGCGCGCAAACAACCGCCUGCAGAAUGAGUUGAGGGAACUUAAAGAGCGGGAGGCAAACAGGGAGAAGAAGCGACUCAAGCUGGUGUCGGACCUGCUGAUCGACGCAGCCCGGGGGGAGCGUUUGGAAGCACGGCAACGGUUGCGAGAGGACUCCGUGCGACUGGGGGACGUCAAAUGGAUCAGGGCGGGUACUGUGAUUACGGAGGUCUGGCAGGACGGGCAGGUGUUCAAGGACCUGUCCGCGCGCCAGCUGGCGAUCGUGGAGCAGCGCGCGCAGAUUGAGGCGCGCAGGAAGCAGCUCAAGAAGAAAGAGAAGGGCUCUCCGGACGCGGACGGCGCGAGCACGAGCGCGUCCGAGGACGAGGUGCUGGCCACGGAGGAGAUCUACAAGCUGCGCCUGCUCGCGCUCAAAAAGGACGAAGACGGUGUUCUACGGGACCAGGAGCGGUUCAAGUCGGAGAAGAGCAGCCACAUCCGGGAGAUGAAGCGGAUCCGCGACGAGGACGCGUCGCGCUUCAACCACUUCCAGAUCCUGAACAAGCGCUACGCGCUGCUCAACCUGCUCGGGAAGGGCGGCUUCAGCGAGGUCUACAAGGCGUUCGACCUGAUCGAGUACCGGCACGUGGCGUGCAAGCUGCACCAGCUGAACCCUGCGUGGAGCGAGGAGAAGAAGCAGAGCUACGUGCGGCACGCGAUCCGCGAGUACGAGAUCCACAAGAAGCUGGACCACGCGCGCAUCGUGCGACUGCUCGGCAUCUUCGAGAUCGACAACAACACCUUCUGCACCGUCCUCGAGUACUGCGACGGCAAGGACUUGGACUCCGUUCUCAAGGCGACGCCGUUCCUGCCCGAGCGCGAGGCGCGCUGCCUGGCAGUCCAGAUCUUCGCCGGGUUAGCGUAUCUUAACCAGCCACAGCACCGGGUUAUCCACUACGACCUGAAGCCGGGGAACAUCCUGUUUGACGCCAUGGGCGAGGUUAAGAUAACUGACUUUGGGUUAAGCAAGAUCAUGGAGGAUGAGGGGGCCAGCCAGGGGAUGGAGCUGACGUCACAGGGCGCGGGGACGUACUGGUAUCUUCCCCCCGAGUGCUUCGAGCGCGGCACGCAGCCCCCUCUGAUCUCCUCCAAGGUGGACGUGUGGGCCGCGGGCGUGAUCUUGUACCAGAUGCUGUACGGAAAACGGCCGUUCGGCGACGACCAAUCGCAGGAGGCCAUGCUGCGCAAUGACACCAUCCUGCGCGCGCCCCCUGUGGAGUUCCCGACCAAGCCCGCGGUGUCAAGCGAGGCUAAGGACUUCAUUCGGCGGUGCUUGACUUUCAAGCAACAGGACCGACCGGACGUCUUGACUGCGGUACAAGACCCAUACCUUUCAUACACGAAACGAAAAGGUUGAGAGUUACGAAGGCCCCAACUGACGACUCUGGUCGCUCAGAUGUAUCAGGAGUUGGAGGUUCGAGUUGAAGCAUACUUCAUUGCACAGCUGUACAAUUGCUUUAAGUAAUAGUCAGGGAUCGCCGGUAGGAAAAGCGUGCUUGUGUUCCUGUCCUGUCGUCCCUUGUAUGCAGUCUUGGUGCGCAAAUCCAUUGGCUUGAGAUUCUGAAUUAACAGCUCCUUGAAGAAGGUCUCCUUUAAAGAGCGCAGCCUUCAC
Klebsormidium nitens is the source of this 3086-nucleotide messenger RNA. NCBI's taxonomy places the organism in Eukaryota, Viridiplantae, Streptophyta, Klebsormidiophyceae, Klebsormidiales, Klebsormidiaceae. The record is from the annotation of a GenBank genome assembly.